Molecule: messenger RNA, 2266 nt
Organism: Grammomys surdaster
Lineage: Eukaryota; Metazoa; Chordata; Mammalia; Rodentia; Muridae
Gene: Igfals
Product: insulin like growth factor binding protein acid labile subunit
Exons: 3
Coding region: 51-2009 (652 amino acids)
Cellular component (GO): plasma membrane
Molecular function (GO): protein binding
Source: RefSeq, a predicted model, not a curated record
AGACGGCCCUUGCUCACUGCCUGCCUGCAGCCAGCUCUGUACAAGGAACAAUGGUCCUGAGGACAGAGGACACAGACCGCCUAGUGGCCAGGGCCCAGGUUGCCUGUGAAGCCAGGGCGAAAUGGAAGAGCCUAGCCCUCGGUGCCCUUGCAGUGGGAUGUGGACCACCACUUGCUGGUUCCAUGGGUUGGAAAACCGAAGUGGCUUCAAAAGGAAGCCCAGCCUUGGUGGUGCUUCUGGCUUUCUUGGUGGCACUGGGCCCCUGUUACCUGCAGGGGACAGAUCUUGGAGCAUCAGCAGAUGCCGAGGGCCCCCAGUGCCCUGUCACCUGUACCUGCAGCUAUGAUGACUACACAGAGGAGCUCAGUGUCUUUUGCAGUUCAAGGAACCUCACGAGGCUGCCCGAUGGCAUCCCAGUCAGCACCAGGGCCCUGUGGCUCGACGGCAACAACCUCUCCUCCAUCCCCUCAGCGGCCUUCCAGAAUCUGUCCAGCCUGGACUUUCUCAACCUGCAGGGCAGCUGGCUGAGGAGCCUGGAGCCACAGGCACUGCUGGGCCUGCAGAACCUCUACCAUCUGCACCUGGAACGGAACCUGCUCCGGAGCCUAGCGGCCGGCUUGUUCACACACACACCAAGUCUGGCUUCACUUAGCCUGGGUAAUAACCUCCUGGGCCGGCUGGAAGAAGGGCUGUUCCAGGGCCUCAGUCACCUUUGGGACCUCAACCUGGGUUGGAACAGCCUAGUGGUCCUGCCUGACACAGUGUUCCAGGGCCUGGGUAACCUCCAUGAGCUGGUGCUGGCUGGCAACAAACUGACUUACCUGCAGCCUGCGCUCUUCUGUGGCUUGGGCGAGCUGCGGGAGCUGGAUCUGAGCAGGAACGCACUCCGAAGUAUAAAAGCUAAUGUCUUUAUCCAACUGCCCAGGCUGCAGAAGCUCUACCUGGACCGCAACCUCAUUACAGCUGUCGCCCCCCGCGCCUUCCUGGGCAUGAAGGCACUGCGUUGGCUAGACCUGUCACACAACCGCGUGGCGGGCCUCCUGGAGGACACCUUCCCAGGCCUGCUAGGUCUGCAUGUCCUGCGUCUGGCACACAAUGCCAUCACUAGCUUGCGACCACGUACUUUCAAAGACCUACACUUCCUGGAGGAACUGCAGCUUAGCCACAAUCGGAUCCGGCAGCUAGGUGAGAAGACGUUUGAGGGCCUGGGGCAGCUGGAGGUCCUGACGCUCAGUGACAAUCAGAUCCAAGAGGUCAAGGUGGGAGCCUUCUUCGGCCUCUUCAACGUGGCUGUUAUGAAUCUCUCCGGCAACUGUCUGAGGAGCCUCCCGGAGCGGGUGUUCCAGGGUCUGGGCAAGCUACACAGCCUGCACCUGGAGCACAGCUGCCUGGGCCACAUCCGCCUGCACACGUUUGCUGGCCUCUCAGGGCUGCGCAGGCUCUUCCUCAGGGACAACAGCAUCUCCAGCAUCGAGGAACAGAGCCUGGCAGGGCUCUCGGAGCUCCUGGAGCUCGAUCUUACCGCCAACCAGCUCACGCAUCUGCCCCGCCAGCUUUUCCAGGGCCUUGGCCAGCUGGAGUAUCUGCUUCUCUCGUACAACCAACUGACAGUGUUACCUGAGGAUGUCCUGGGCCCUCUGCAGCGGGCCUUCUGGUUGGACGUCUCACACAACCACCUGGAGACACUGACUGAAGGCCUUUUCUCAUCUCUGGGGCGGCUUCGCUACCUCAGCCUCAGGAAUAACUCCUUGCAGACCUUUUCACCACAGCUUGGCUUGGAGCGUCUGUGGCUUGAUGCCAACCCUUGGGACUGCAGCUGUCCCCUCAAGGCACUGCGUGACUUUGCCCUACAGAACCCUGGUGUUGUCCCCCGCUUUGUUCAGACUGUCUGUGAGGGAGACGACUGCCAGCCAGUGUACACCUAUAACAACAUCACAUGUGCCAGCCCCGCCAACGUCUCAGGCCUCGACCUACGGGACAUUAGUGAAACACAUUUUGUGCACUGCUGACCCUGGCUACUUACCGGUCUGGCCGAACACUGCCUUAUGGCCAGGACAGUGUCUCAUUGUUACCAGAAUAAGCUGGCUCUCAAAUACCCAUCUCUAGGGGACAGGUCCUGGCUGCUUGCUUCCUGGAAGCAGUGCAGUACUGGAAGCUAUGUGGUCUAAAAAGGGUGGGCACAGGCCAAGUGCCAAAGGGCCCAAAGGAGGGGAGGCGCUCGGCAGCACUCCCUGCUGGCAACAAUUAAAAGCAAAUACGAAGCAUA